Striga asiatica is the source of this 947-nucleotide messenger RNA. The record is from the annotation of a GenBank genome assembly. NCBI's taxonomy places the organism in Eukaryota, Viridiplantae, Streptophyta, Magnoliopsida, Lamiales, Orobanchaceae.
CAAAAGCCUACGGUCGUCUGUAGCUUGUCUGAUCUUCUUCUCCUCUUCGUAGACCUGACAGGAAGUUUCAGUCAGCAGAAUACUACCCGCCACAUAAAUUAUCACGUUUUUUUCAGCAGCAAGAAUUUGUCUUUUUCAAAACAUCAAAAUUGCCCAGGAAAAUUACGCGCUUAACAAGGCGACGGCGGCUGAAUUUCCCCAUUUACCUUAUUUUUUCUCAUUUUAGUUGCUCCAAUUGAAGAUUUUUAAGAAAGAAAGAUCGAUUUUUUUUCCUGAUAAAUGUCGAGCAAUUGUUGUUUUUGUCGCGGGCUCACGAGCCUAAAUCCGGUGAAGUUUUUCGUGUGGCCGAGAAAGGUGGAGUUGAGGAGGCAAACGAGGUUUGGGUUAAGGGCUUCAAUGGUGGAGUCUUAUGGGAGCUCCAAUUUCGCCAAUCGCAUGGAGCGAGCUUGGUUAAUCUCUCAGCAACCGAGGCCCAUUGCUUGUUCUUCGUGCGACGCAAAGGGGCACGUCGACUGUAAGUGGUGCAAUGGAACCGGCUUUUUCAUCAUUGGUGAUAACAUGUUGUGCCAGGUCCCUUCUAGAAACACCACGUGCGUUAUAUGCUCGGGAAAGGGUUCUGCUUGUUGUUCGGAUUGCAAAGGAACCGGUUAUCGUGCAAAGUGGCUUGAAGAGCCCCCAAUUACCGAGUAGCCGUAUUCUACAUUCUCGUCAUGCGACUAAAUCGGCCCGCGCCAAAUUUGGAUUUUGUUCAUGGCUUUGUUUUUUUUUUUUUUCUCUCUAUUUUGGAAUUGGGUUUCAUUUGCUGGCUUGGCUGUGCUACUGAUGUAACAACAAUGUCUUACUGUCAAGAAAGGAUGAUUUGUAAUUUAUUAUUGUAACUGUAAUUAACUGAAUAGUUUCUCUCAUUUUAUUUUAUUUAUUUUAUUUUUCUUUUAUUUUUUUGUUUG